Molecule: messenger RNA, 1247 nt
Organism: Porites lobata
Lineage: Eukaryota; Metazoa; Cnidaria; Anthozoa; Scleractinia; Poritidae
Source: the annotation of a GenBank genome assembly
GAAAAGGGAAGACGAGAGAAGUUAAAAAAUAUUUGGACAAGGAAGUGUUGUAAUGUGAAAGGUGAUGGAGGCGUUAGCACAAAAAAGAAAUGCAUCGAAGACGGCAGCUGCAACUUUCGAGGCAGACGAGUAAUCGAGUUAGACGUCCUGGCCAGAGCCCUGGAUAGUGGUUGCAGAGCGUGUGGAAAAGCACUUCAGCUAUCAAACUGCCAUGAUGCGACUAUCUCUGGGUUGGGUAGUUUUUUGUAUAUUAUGUGCAGCGAUCCGGAAUGUGGAGAGGUAAAUGCGUGAACCACAAACAUCGCAUCGUGCCGCCGGUGCUGGUCGCGGCCGACCAAUUUUUCAUAAAAAGACCAAACUUGCCACAGGUAGGUAUAUUUAUUUGAUUAGCAGCUUUUAUCCGAACAUUUUUCCGAGCUUCAUCAUAAUUUAACAAUCAUAAUACCGUGUAAUAACUAACUUUUAAAUGUACAUGUACUGUGUUUAUGUGCAGGAAUGUUACACGCCGGUAUGUAAACGCACUGCUCACGUCGAUAAACGUUCCAGCCGUGGGACAAAACACUCUGAAGGCCAGAGAAAGAGAAGUUGGCGCAGCGAUUGAGACUGUUGCAAGGAAUUCAUGUUUAGAAGGAUUACAGUUGGAGAAAGAUUGUCGGAGGACCGUGGACACAGAGCAAGUUGUAAAAAUCGGGGUAUCGUACGACAUGAGUACGCAGAAGAGGGGAAAGGGUCACAAUACUUUGACAGGUUAGUCCUAUAAUAUACAUAAAGCUAAGAAAUAAUGGAGGCAUUUUUGCUUUGCUUGCAUGGCAUCCAUAUGUUUAUGUCUGUUUAUCCAUUUUAAAAUACAAUAUUUAACAAAUUCACAACAAUUUUUUCUUUUGCUAUAAUAACAAUAAUAACAAGAUAAUGAAAUAGCAGCUGUAGAAGUUAAAAUUAAUUAUUAUUUUUACCCUAGACGACAAAAUUUCCAUCCAACAGCAGUCAGGCAAUUUAACAUUUGAUUUCCUUUAACAAUAAUAUUAUUAUUAAAACCGAAUAUUGGAAGCAGGGUGCUUGUUCAAAUCAUCCUCAAAGACAGUGAAUGAGCUAAAUAAAAUACUAGCAUUAUUAAUCGACAACAAUGAGUCAUUCAUUUAAUUUAUAGAGGUAUUGACUUUUUGACUAAAGUAAAUAAAACGAGACUAUUUUUUUUCCUAGGAGAAGGGUCUAUGAUUGGGCUAUCUUCAGGCAAGGUGGUGGGCUAG